Messenger RNA from Rotaria sp. Silwood1, 4731 nucleotides. The record is from the annotation of a GenBank genome assembly. Lineage: Eukaryota; Metazoa; Rotifera; Eurotatoria; Philodinida; Philodinidae.
AUGCAAAAAGAACAACAAUCUGGAUCAUCGUUUGGUGAAUCUCAAUUUUAUGCGCGAACAUCGAAUACACCUACUACAAAACAAUAUGAUUUAAUUUAUCAGAAACCUAAUCAAAUACAUUCAUCACCAAUAAUUGAGGAUACAUAUCACGAUGUUAUCAAUGAUCUUCAAAUCAAUACAGGCCAAAGAACUGAUAUUAAAAAUAUGCCAACAAAAAUUUACACAGAUUGGAAUCCUACAUAUGAAGAAGAGUAUAUAAAACAAUCUAUUGCAAAUCAAGAAUUACUGAUUAUUGAACCUACAGAUGUUAAUAUCCAAAAAAAUUUUCCAUUAAAAAAUGAAAAAGCAACAACAUCAUCCAAUACAAUUAUUCCAAAUGCAUUUCAACGUCUUCAUCGAUUUGAUAUAGAAAAUGAAUUUCAAAAUGAAACAAUAAUAACAUCAUCAUCAGCAUCAAUAACUCGUCCAUUGAAAGAUUCUAUUGAAAAAAUGCAACAUGAUAUUGAUGAUAAUAAUGAUACUUCAACAUCAACAACAAAUCGUUCAAUACAUUUACCAAUUGACAAACAACGUAGUCUUUCGGAAAUUAUUCGAAAACGUAAUAGUCGAUAUAAAGUUGAAGAUUAUAAACGUUCAUUUCAAAAAUUUCAUACAUUUGAUCAACCACAAUCCGAUUAUUAUCGAUCAUUAACAACAUCAAAAAGUGAUCAUGCUUUAUCGAAUAAUCAAACUUCCAUUUCGAAUAUGAAUCCCACAGAAAUUAAACGUUUAACAAAAACAAAAUCGGUUGAUAUACCUAUUGAAUAUAAUAAACGAACACAUAUAUCCAUGGAACAAUUUGAACCAAUUAAUAAUAAUGCCGAAAAAAAGAAUUCUACUGAAAACAAUGAAAUUAAUGACAAAAUGACUGUUGCUGCUAAAAGAAAUUUAUUUGAAACAUUUUCAAAAGAUGUCCAAUUUAGUCCUCGUUUAACACGUUCAAAAUCGUUUAAACAGGAAAAUUCUUCACUUUUAUCCAGCGAAAUCAAAUCUCCAUUAUUAUCAAAAACAUACAAUAAUGAAAAACAACAACAACAACAACAACAGCAACAGUCUAAACCAGAAGAUAUAAUUCCAUCAGAAAUUGAUGAUAUUUCAGUAGAACAUAAAUCUGAUGUAUUUGAUGAUGAUACAUCAAAAUUAACAUUUAGAGAAAAAAUGAUUCUAUUCAAUAAAAAGAAAAAUAUGGGAUUAACAUUACAAUCAUCAUUAAAAACUAAUCGUAAUCGACUUACUCAGCCAAUAACUGCUGAAGAAGUUCAAGCAGCUGAAAAUCUAUCUCCUGAACCAUCACCAACAUCAACUGCAAAACAAUUAGCAACAAAACCUCUUGUGAAUGAUAAACCCCUCAUGCAUGAUAAUUCUUUAUCAUUAUCAAUUAAUUCUUCAUUAGAAGAAAUUUUUUUUCCAAUAAAAUCGACCAUUCGAACAAAUGUUUUACAAGAAAACCGUUUUGAUGAAGAGCAUGUUAAACAUAUAUCUAUGCACAAUAUUGACGAUACAAAUAUGUUGAGUCCAGAGGAAGCAGAAAAUAUGAUACCGGUGAGCAAAAGACUCGAACAAUUAAAAACAUACGGUGAAAAUGAAUGGAAAAAACGUGUUAAAUCAAUAAAUGAUGCAAAUGAAUUUACUGUUGAAGGAAAACUUCGACAAGCAGGAAAAAUUCCUACACUUACAGAUGAACAAAAACCAUUGCCAACGAGUACACGUAAAACUCCAACAUUAAAAUACAAUACAAAAAAAAACAAUACUGAUCAACAGCAACGUGCUAAAACCGUAGAUGUUGUCCGUCUGAAAACUGCAUCAAAAAAGCCAAUCAAUAAUAAUAAUGUUAUUUCGGUCGUAAAAUCAGAUCGAAUAUCUGUAUUAAAACCUGAUGAUCAUCUUGAUGAUUUUUUUGCUGAUACAAAUAAAAAUUUAAAUAAUCAACCAUCAGUUCAAUUAAAUACUGAUGAUCUUAACCGUAUUGCUGAAAAUGCUGUCAGAUUACAAUCGCAACCUGCUCGUGUUCGACCACCACGUCGUCAACAACAAGGUACGAAAAAUCCUCUUCGUCAAAUUCAAGCAACAAUACCAACAGCUAAUGAAUAUACAGAAGUACAUACAGAUCUAUCGGAACAAGAACUUCGUCGAUUAAAACGAGCUCAAAUUGCUGAAAAUGCUGGUCUUGCUCAAGAAGCUUUAGCUGCUUUAGCAGCAACAGAAAAUUUUGCUGAAAUUAAUUUACGUAAAAUUGAUCGUUCAUCCGUCGCAACAUUUGGUUUUGAACCAUAUAAAGAAUUAAUGUUAAUAUUAAUAAAAGGACGUCGUCAUUGUUCAUUACGUCUUAUUAAUCCAAUAUAUGAAUCAAUUAAUGAAGGUGAUUGUUAUUUAUUAAUAACACCAUCAAAAGUAUUUGCUUGGCUUGGUCGAUAUUCAAAUGCAUUAGAAAAAGCUAAAACAAUGGAUAUUAUAGAUUAUUUAAAACAACAUCGAGAUUUUGGUUUGCGUAGUGAAGUUAAAUAUUUUGUAUUAGAUCAAGCACAUGAUGAUACAGAAAAUGAUAUACAUGCUGAAUUUUCUGAUAUUUUACAUGGUCAUCAUGAUGAUUUUAAAACAAUUGAUAAUGUUAUCGAUGAUGAUUUUUAUGAAGCUAAUAUAAUGGAAUUAAAUCGUGUUUAUCGUUUAGAUAAUGAUAUGCUUAUACCAUUAGAUGAUUUUUGUUUUCGUUCAUUAUCAAUUAAAAUUCUUGAUUCAAAUGAUAUAUUUGUUUUUGAUUUUGGUUCAGAAGUAUAUAUAUGGAAUGGUAAAUAUGCUGAUAAAAUUAAACGUAAUAUGGGUUUACAAUUAGCACAACAAUUAUGGAAUGAUUCAUUUGAUUUUUCAGAAUGUUUAAUUAAUCCAUUUGAUCCACUUGAUGAUAAAAAUGAGCUUAUAAGUCCAAAAGGAACUAAACGACCAACAUGGUGUAUAUUUGGAAAACAAAAUCAAUAUGUUGAAACAUUAUUAUUUAAAGGUAAAUUUUAUGAUUGGCCUGGUGAUCUUAAAGAACUUAAACCGGUUAAUGAUGCUGCUAAUAGUGUUAAUCGAAUACCAUCAGCAAGACGACCACCAUCAAUUGUUGAAAUGCUUAAACCAGCAGAUGUAAAUAAAAUGCUUAUGAAACAAGAUAAUCCAGUAAAUAUGGUACUUGAACAAGCAAAUUUAGGUCGAGGAAAACAUUGGUAUGAUCCAAUUGAAUUACGUGGUCAUGAUGUUCAAACAAUAUCAUUAAAUGUUUGGCAUGUUAGUGAUAAUGAACGUUAUGAAGUAGUAAAGUCAAGUUAUGGACAAUUUCAUUCAGAUGAUGUUUAUAUUAUUCGAUGGCGAUAUAAAUUAGUUGCAUCAGGUUUUCAUUCAAUAACAACAGGUAAAGCAUCUGUACGAAAGACAGAUACAGGUCGUGAUCGUGUUGCUUAUUGGAUAUGGCAAGGUAUUAAUGCAAGUCCUAAUGAAAAAGGUAUUUCAGCAUUAAUGACAGUUUUUUUGGAUGAAGAAAAAGGACCACAUAUUCAUGUUAUUCAAGAACAUGAAGAAGCAACAUUUUUACAAUUAUUUGAUGGUACACUUACAAUACAUAUGGGUAAACGUAAUCAAGUAAAAGAAAAAAAAUCACAUUGGCAUCUUUAUGUAUUUCUUGGUGAAAUUGAAGUUGAAAAUCAUUGGUGGGAAUUAAAUGUUGAUAAUACAAAUUUACGUAGUCGAACAUCAUUUUUAUUAAUUAAUAAUAUAAAAAAUAUUAUGUUACUUUGGCAUGGAUGUGGAACAACAGAUGAAAAACGAUUAUUAGCAAAUAAAUCGGCUAUGAAAUUACGUGAAAAAUGUCCAGAAGAAUUUCAUUUCCAUGGUGAACGUGAAGAUAUUGAAUUUCAUGAAAUACAAGAAGGCAAUGAAAUAGAUUUAUUUUGGAAUGCAAUCAAUGAAUCAACACAUGAAAGAAAAUAUUAUUCUUUAUUAAAUGUUCGAUCAAAUCAAAAAUUAACUGCAACUAUGCGUAUAUUUCAUUUAUCAAGUCUUCAUGGUCCUUUUGUUGCUCAAGAACUUGUUUAUCCUCUUCGAUCACCUGAUCAUAUAUCAGCAUUUCCAUUUACUCAAGCAGAUUUGUAUGAACUUCAACAACCAGCCCUAUGUUUAAUUGAUACUGAUACAGAGUUAUAUAUAUGGCAAGGAUGGAAUGAUUUAUCUGAUGAUGAACUUGAUUUACAACUUUAUAAUGCAAAUAUACAAGCUGGUAGUCCAAGAGAUUUACGUUUUGCAGCUGAACGUCGUUGUGCUUUUCUUACAGCUGUUGAAUAUUGUAAAGUAAAAACCGGUUCAGCAACUGUUGAUUUAUUUUGUUCAAUAGUAUAUGCUGGUUUAGAACCUAUUGAUUUUAUUAAUUUAUUUCCAAAAUGGACGAUUCAUAUGAAAGCUCGACAACAAAACCAAUUGGAAGGCAAAAAAUUAGAUCAAAAAGAUUCAGUUUCUGAUAUACUUGCAAAUUUAUGUCGUGAACAGUAUACUAUUGAAGAACUUCGAGCUCGUCCAUUACCAGAAGGUGUUGAUCCAUCAAAAAUUGAAUUUUAUCUUUCGGAUGAUGAUUUUCAGAAAGAAUUUCAUAUGACUAAAGAUGAAUUUUAUGCUUUACCAUAUUGGAAACAAACAAAUAUUAAAAAACCACUUGGCUUUUUCUAA